Oncorhynchus keta (chum salmon) is the source of this 4913-nucleotide messenger RNA. RefSeq names its product NACHT, LRR and PYD domains-containing protein 3-like. Lineage: Eukaryota; Metazoa; Chordata; Actinopteri; Salmoniformes; Salmonidae. Gene Ontology annotation, molecular function: protein binding. The record is from RefSeq and is a predicted model, not a curated record. Bases 85 to 4854 code for a protein of 1589 amino acids. Gene Ontology annotation, biological process: regulation of apoptotic process. The transcript is spliced from 19 exons.
GUUUAAGGACCUAGAGGAAGACAUGGACCUUACGGGUAGAAGACAAAAACAUCUGAGCUGAGUGAGCUGUGACUUACACCCAAAAUGAGUCUCUCUGGGGAGAGAGAGGAGGAGACCACUGCCUCUAAAAUUAGUCUCUCUGGGGAAAAAGAGGAGGGGAACACUGCUUCUAAAAUGAGUCUAUAUGGGGAGAGAGAGGAGGGGACCACUGCCUCUAAAAUUAGUCUAUAUGAGGAGAGAGAGGAGGAGACCACUGCCUCUAAAAUGAGUCUCUCUGGGGGGAGAGAGGAGGGGACCACUGCCUCUAAAAUGACCCAAGACACCAGUUCGAAGAGUGUCCAGAAGCCCAGAGCAGUGUCACCUACAACCAGCCUGCUAUCAAUGAGGAGUGAUCAGCCACCUGCUUUCAGCCAGGAACCAUUACCAGAUGACAAUAAGGAAGUGGAGAGUUUGGACAGUGAGGAUGCAUUAAAGAUCACACACAACCUUCUGGACAGAAGAAGUCAAACUCUGCUGACAGUCCAACAAGAGAUUAAGGCUAAACUGAAACACAAGUAUCAACACAUAUCUGAAGGAAUUGGACACCAUGGAAACCAAAGUCUGUUCAAAGACAUCUACACAGAGCUCUACAUCACAGAGGGUGGAAGUGGAGGGCUCAAUAAUGAACAUGAGGUUAGACAGAUAGAGAUGGCAUCCAAGAAACGAACCACACAAGAGACACCAAUCAAAUGCAACGACAUCUUCAAGCCUUUACCUGGACAAGACAAACCAAUCAGAACUGUGCUGACAAAAGGAAUCGCUGGUGUUGGAAAAACAGUCUCUGUGCAGAAGGUCAUCCUUGACUGGGCAGAGGGAAAAGCAAAUCAGGACGUUCAUUUCAUGUUUCCUCUUCCAUUCCGUGAUCUGAACCUGAAAAAGGACCAAUACAGUCUGAUGCAACAUAUUUCCCACUACUUGUCAGAGCUGAAAGAGAUUGACAGCAUUGAAGAUGGUGAAACCAAAACUGUUUUCAUUUUUGAUGGUCUGGAUGAGUGUCGACUUCCUCUAGACUUCAAAAACAAUGAGAAGUGCUCUGAUGUCACGAAGCCAACCUCAGUGGACGUGCUGCUGACAAACCUCAUCAAGGGGAAUCUGCUUCCCUCUGCUCUCCUCUGGAUAACCACACGGCCCGCAGCAGCCAAUCAGAUCCCUCCUGAGUGUGUUGACCAGGUGACUGAGGUACGAGGGUUCAAUGAUCCACAGAAGAAGGAGUACUUCAGGAAGAAAAUCACAGAUCAGAAUCUGGCCAAUGAAAUCAUCAAACACAUGAAGACAUCAAGGAGCCUCCACAUCAUGUGCCACAUACCAGUGUUCUGUUGGAUAUCAGCCACUGUCCUUGAGAUGAUGCUGAAAGAGGCAGAGAAGGAUGAAGUCCCCAAAACUCUGACCCAGAUGUACUCACACUUCAUACUCAUCCAAAUCAUUGCGAAAAACAAGAAGUACAACAAAGCCACAGAGACAAACCCCAAGGAACUGUCUCAGUCAGACAAAGAGAUGAUCCUGAAACUGGCUAAACUUGCUUUCCAACAGCUGCAGAAGGGCAACCUGAUCUUCUAUGAGGAGGACCUGAGAGAGUGUGGCCUUGAUGUCACAGAGGCAUCAGAGUACUCAGCAUUGUGUACAGAGAUCUUUAAAGAAGAAUCUGGGCUGUACCAAGACAAGGUCUACAGCUUUGUGCAUCUGAGCAUUCAGGAGUUUCUAGCAGCAGUGCAUGCUUUAGAAUCUUGUCUGGACAAGAAGGAAAAUGUUUUCUCCCCAACUAGUGAUGAUGAAGAGAAAGAGUCAUUCCAGUUGUCUGACUUACACAGGAGAGCAGUGGACCAGGCCUUGAAGAGUGAGAAUGGACACCUGGACCUGUUCCUCCGCUUCCUUCUGGGUCUCUCACUGGAGUCCAAUCAGAAUCUGUUACGAGGCCUUCUGACACAGACAGGAAGGACAACACAGACCAAUGAGGAAACAGUUGAGAGAACAGUCAGGUACCUUUCAGACAAGAUCAAGGAGGAAUCCUCACCAGAAAGGAUCAUCAACUUGUUCCACUGUUUGAAUGAACUUGGUGCCAACUCUCUAGUUGAAGACAUGCAGAACUCCCUGCAUUCAGGAACUCUUUCAGAAACAAGACUAAAACCUGACCAAUGUUCAGCCCUAGCCUACCUGUUACUGAUGUCAGAGGAGGUGCUGGAGAAGUUUAAACUGAAGAGAUACAACACAUCGGAGAAAGGUUAUCAGAGGUUAAUGCCGGUAGUGAAAACCUGCAAGAGAGCACUACUGGAUGGCUGUAAACUCACAUAUAAAUCCUGUGAGACUCUGGCCUCAAUUCACCAGACACCAAACUGCCCUCUGAGAGAACUCGACCUCAGCUACAAUGACCUGGGAGACAGAGGAGUGGAGCUGCUCUGUGUUGGACUAACCAGUCCACUCUGCAACAUACAGACACUAGUACUAGCCGGCUGUAACCUCACAUAUGAAUCCUGUGAGACUCUGGCCUCAGCUCUGCAGACACCAAACUCCCCCCUGAGAGAACUGGACCUCAGCUACAAUGACCUGGGAGACAGAGGAGUGGAGCUGCUCUGUGAUGGACUAACCAGUCCACUCUGCAACAUACAGACACUAGUUCUAGGUCAGUGUGGUCUGACAGAGGGUUGCUGUUCAGAUCUGGCCUCAGUCCUGAGUUCACCCAACUCACAACUGAAACAACUGGAGCUGAGAGACAAUGACCUGCAGGACUCAGGAGUUACACUGCUGUCUGCUGGACUGAAGGAUCCAGACUAUAAACUACACACACUGGGGCUGUCUGGCUGUCUGGUCACAGAGGAGGGCUGUACUGCUCUGUCUUCAGCUCUGAGGUCAAACCCCUCCCACCUGAAAGAGCUGGACCUGAGCUACAAUCACUCAGGAGACUCUGCAGGGGGACUGCUUUCAGCUGCUCUGGUGGAUCCCACAUAUAAACUGAUGAAGCUGAAUGUGGAUCAUGGCGGAGAGUGCAGGCUGAAAUCAGGGCUGAGGAAAUAUGCCUGUCAUCUCACCCUGGACCCAAAUACAGUAAACCCACACCUGAUACUGUCUGAGGAGAACAGGAAGGUGACAUGGGUGUUGGAGAAGCAACAUUAUGAAGACCAUCCAGACAGAUUUGAUUGUCUUUUCCAAGUUCUCUGCAGAGAAGGCUUAUCUGGAGGUCGUUAUUACUGGGAGGUGGAGAUGGACGGUGACCAGAUUUACAUCGGUGUGGUGUACAAAGGAAUGAAGAGGAAGGGAGAUGAGGAUGACAGUUGGAUUGGACUCAAUAGGAAGUCCUGGUGUUUAUUCUGCUCUGAUAGCGGUUAUGACUUUUACCAUCCUGGAGUCAGUGUCAGAAGAUCCAUCUCUGAUCCUGUUCCUAACAGAGUUGGAGUGUAUCUGGACUGGUCAGCUGGUACUUUGUCCUUCUAUAGUGUGUCCUCCUCUGGUACACUGACACACCUUUACACAGAACACACCAGAUUCACUGAACCCCUCUAUCCUGGGUUUGGGUUUGAGGUUUCCUCCUCCUCAGUCACUCUGUGCCAGAUAGACGAUCGACACAAUCAAAGCGACCAUGGUGGAGAGUGUUGGAUCAAGCCUGGACCUGAGACAUGGAUUCCUCAGAGCUGUAAGACUUGUGACCAUGUUGAGGACUCCACACACUGGCUUCAGAUUGAACCCUUGACUUCCACUGUCCAGGGAGUGACAAUGUUCAGACACAGGACACCCAAAGGGAGUUAUGAGUGCACAGUGUCUGGGCUCCGCUGGCUGUGUGAGAGAGAUGUCAUUCUGAAGUAUCACUUCAGGAACUGGGGACCCUACAGUCAACUUCUGAAAGACAUGCAGUACACACAAGGUGGUCCAUUGCUGGACAUCACUAUGGAGUUCGGUGAACUGGAGGAAGUUCAUCUGCCACACUGUUUCUGUUUAGGGACCAACCCUUCCCUGAGGAAUGAGAUGAAGAUUCUUCAUGUAGAGGAACAUGGAGUGUCUUUAGAGGAAGUGCGUGAGGUCACCAGAUUCCAUGCUAAGAUUCUCCAUCCCAAGUUCUCAGCUAUCUCUGUUAUACUGAGCUAUAUCCUUUCAUGGAACGUAGAUGUCCACUGUGAGCUGAUGCUCUAUCUGACAGUGAAAAGGGAAACAUUAAUUCCACGCCUGUACCUGUUCCCCAGUAACCCCGGCCAAAUACAGGCUGUGGAACAACAGGAAAUAAAGUUUCAAGGAUCUAAAAGGUUUCCCAACACAAGACCAGAGCGGUCCUUCAAACUGAAGAGUUCCUUCAGAUUGAACAUUCCCUGUUCUACCUCCAUCAAUCCACCGAGGAUUCAUCUCAUACAUAGAGACACCACACCAAGCUUUUUCAGGGCGGUUGUGAAAAUGACAGGGAUUGACAUUGCGAUGGAAUUAUUUGGUGAUGAUGAGACGACAGCGUGGAAAGAAAUAGUACCAACAGAUGAAUGCGUCACUGACCCCCGAUCAACAAGUGCUGUGUUGGGGGCAGGAGGUCCGGCUGAGAUCAGUCUGACUGGUUCUACAAAACUGCAGCUGCGUUCUGUACGGACAGAGUUUGUGAAACGAGUGUCAAGGCCCGUCCUGAAUGAACUGCUGGACGGACUCCUGCAACACACAGUCAUCAACCAGGAGGAAAUGGAGUCAGUGAAGGUGAUCGCUGAGAGGGCAGAGAAGGCACGUGACAUCAUCGACAUGGUGUUGAGAAAAGGAACUGAGUCGUGUUCCAGGAUGAUCAACAUUCUUGGGGAGAUUGACCCCUAUCUUUGGUCAAUGCUUCAGAUUAACAGUGUUGGGGUACCAACCUAAUGGUAGAAUGGAUAGUAACAGUGUUGGGGUACCAACCUAAUGGUAGAAUGGAUACUAAC